CAACAGCUCCGAUGAGCUCCACUGUGGCUGCAGCUGCACCAGCUGCUGUGGCUGCCUCCAGGAAGGAGUCUCCAGGCAGAUGGGGCCUGGGGGAGGAUCCGACAGGCGUGGGCCCCUCGCUCCAAUGCCGCGUGUGUGGGGACAGCAGCAGCGGAAAGCACUAUGGCAUCUAUGCCUGCAACGGCUGCAGCGGCUUCUUCAAGAGGAGCGUGAGGCGGAGGCUCAUUUACAGGUGCCAGGUGGGGGCAGGAAUGUGUCCGGUGGACAAGGCCCAUCGCAACCAGUGCCAGGCCUGCCGGCUGAAGAAGUGCUUGCAGGCAGGCAUGAACCAGGAUGCCGUGCAGAAUGAGCGCCAACCCCGAAGCACGGCCCAGGUCCGCCUGGACAGCAUGGAGUCAGACACUGAGCCCCGGAUGGAGGCCCUGGUAGCUCCUCCUGUUCCCGCAGGGCCCAGCCCUCGGGGCCCUACGCCAGUGUCUUCUGCCAGAGCCCUGGGCCACCACUUUAUGGCCAGCCUUAUAACAGCCGAAACCUGCACUAAGCUGGAGCCAGAGGAUGCUGAUGAGAACAUUGAUGUCACCAGCAAUGACCCUGAGUUCCCCUCAUCCCCAUACUCCUCCUCCCCCUGCGGCCUGGACAGCAUCCACGAGACAUCAGCUCGUCUGCUCUUCAUGGCUGUCAAGUGGGCCAAGAACCUGCCCGUGUUCUCCAACCUGCCCUUCCGGGAUCAGGUGAUCCUGCUGGAGGAGGCAUGGAGUGAACUCUUCCUCCUCGGAGCCAUACAGUGGUCUCUGCCCCUGGACAGUUGCCCACUGUUGGCCCCGCCUGAGGCCUCUGCUGCCAGCAGCUCCCAGGGACGUCUGACACUGGCCAGUGUGGAGACGCGCAUUCUGCGGGAAACCAUCUCUCGCUUCCGGACACUGGCGGUAGACCCCACGGAGUUUGCCUGCAUGAAGGCCCUGGUCCUCUUCAAACCAGAGACGCGGGGCCUGAAAGAUCCUGAACAAGUGGAGGCCUUGCAGGACCAGUCCCAAGUGAUGCUGAGCCAGCACAGCAAGGCCCACCACCCCAGCCAGCCUGUGAGGUGA
Galeopterus variegatus (Sunda flying lemur) is the source of this 1088-nucleotide messenger RNA. RefSeq names its product nuclear receptor subfamily 2, group E, member 3 (gene NR2E3). The record is from RefSeq and is a predicted model, not a curated record. Gene Ontology annotation, molecular function: nuclear receptor activity; zinc ion binding; nuclear steroid receptor activity. Gene Ontology annotation, cellular component: nucleus. The coding region runs from base 12 to 1088 and encodes 358 amino acids. The transcript has 7 exons. NCBI's taxonomy places the organism in Eukaryota, Metazoa, Chordata, Mammalia, Dermoptera, Cynocephalidae. Gene Ontology annotation, biological process: cell differentiation; anatomical structure development; positive regulation of transcription by RNA polymerase II.